AUGAAGGCUAAAUCGUUGCGUGAUCUUGUAUGGCCUGAACGGACUUAUGCUACGAACCUCACGACGGCUUUGAAUGCUGCCGACAAGACGAUUAUUGAUGAUGAAGCUCUUCGUUUCAUCCUUCCUCGGCCUGGCGGCCCUCUCGACCUGGCGGCCCUCUCGACCUCUGCUGCGGAAGACCCAAGACUGAAAGUCGCUCUGACGUUGCAAAACCCAGUCAACGGCGUCAGCACGGCUCCAGACGGCCGUCUGUUCGUCCUCUAUGCGCGUGUCGAUGGGUCCACUGGGCCUCAAGUCGCCGAGUGGCACAACGACAGCAACCCAACGCCGUACCCGAAUGCAGAAUGGAAUUCGUACGGGCCGGGAAAGGACCCGGCGACGCAUCUCAUACGUACCAAUUCUCAACGCAUCGGCCCAGAUGGUACGUUGUGGUUGGUAGACACUGGAUCGCCGGGCAUUGGAGAACCGGUCAUUUUACCAAAGGGUCCAAAACUUGUUCAGGUCAAUUUGACCACGAACAAGGUGACCAGAGUGUACAAUCUCGGCAACGUCACUUUGACCACCAGCAUUAUCGACGAUCUACGAUUCAACCCGUCAGCCGGCCUCGCGUAUAUUACAGAUGCCGGGGCGCCAGCGAUCAUCGUCCUCGAUCUCGCCACCGGCGAGGCAAGGCGACUCCUCGAAGACGACCCGACCACGAAAGGAUUCAUGCCAGUGUCCGCCGAGGGCGGGCUGCUCCGCGGGCCGACGGGCGGCUAUUUCUACAUCUACGCGGACCAGCACGAGGUCUCCCCGGACGGGAAACACUACUACUACCAGCCUUGCGCAGGUGGAUUGUCCCGGAUCGAAACCCGAUACCUCAACGACGCCUUUUACAACUCGACCCUCGCCAGUGUCCUCUCGCGGUAUCCCGAGCCGUACGCUCUGACGCCCUCCACCGGCGGCACCGCCAUCGACGCCGAAGGAAACAUCUACAAUAGCGAUACGAACCGGCAAGCAAUUCUGAAGAUAUCCCCAAACGGAACUUCGACUAUACUUGUCCAGGACCCUCGUCUGCUCUGGGUCGACGCGAUGUGGAUAGACACUUAUGGGCAGCUGUGGAUACCUGCGGCGCAGCUCAACCGCGGUAUACCUUUCAACAACGGCUCGAACCAUAUCCAGAAGCCGCUCUACGUCUACACCAUCGACAUUGGAGUUGGGCCGUCUCCUAUCGACCACGCUUAG
Messenger RNA from Exophiala spinifera, 1224 nucleotides. RefSeq lists its product as uncharacterized. The coding region runs from base 1 to 1224 and encodes 407 amino acids. NCBI's taxonomy places the organism in Eukaryota, Fungi, Ascomycota, Eurotiomycetes, Chaetothyriales, Herpotrichiellaceae. The transcript is spliced from 4 exons. The record is from RefSeq and is a predicted model, not a curated record.